GAAAAAAACAGAAAAGAAGACUUUUUUUGUUUUGAUUGGACGAAGAACCAUAUGACCUGGAAACGAGAAAGACGGAAGAAUGAUAUUUUUUUGCUUAGUUCUCGGUAAGGUUCUGGUCCUAGAAUGGCUUCUUACUUUGAUGAGCACAACUGUGAGCCCACCAACCCAGAGGAACAGUACCGGCAGAACGCUCUGCUUGAGUUGGCCAGGUCUUUGAUGCAGGGUUUGGACUUAUUUGACUCCGGGUCGCUAGACUUGUCAGACUGGGACCAGCGACUUCCUCCUCCAGCUGCUAAAACUGUUGUGCAGAGCCUGACUGUGGUAAUCAUUUCUGCAGAACAAGCAGACAAAGGAGUCAAAUGUCCUGUGUGUUUGCUGGAGUUCGAGGAGCAAGAAACAGUUCGAGAAAUGCCUUGCAAGCAUCUAUUCCACUCAGGUUGCAUACUGCCAUGGUUAGGCAAGACAAACUCCUGUCCCCUUUGCCGACUGGAACUACCGACUGACAAUCCAGAAUAUGAGGAGUUUAAAAAAGACAAGGAGAGAAGAAAACAGAGGGAGCACCGGCUAGAGCACCUUCACGGAGCCAUGUACACAUGAAGCCACCCCACAUCAGUCUGCUACUGAAACCCUCAGAAAUGUACAAGCUGCACAUAGUUGAAAUCAUGACUCUCUUAUCUUUCUUAGUGUGAGCCAUUCAUUUUGGUACAAUAACUGCUGCAUCUGGCAGCUCUAUUAAAAACCACAUUUGACCAGU
Molecule: messenger RNA, 754 nt
Organism: Oryzias latipes (Japanese medaka)
Lineage: Eukaryota; Metazoa; Chordata; Actinopteri; Beloniformes; Adrianichthyidae
Gene: rnf181
Product: ring finger protein 181
Biological process (GO): protein ubiquitination
Cellular component (GO): cytoplasm
Molecular function (GO): ubiquitin protein ligase activity
Source: RefSeq, a predicted model, not a curated record